This is a messenger RNA of Guillardia theta CCMP2712, 219 nucleotides long. RefSeq lists its product as hypothetical. The record is from RefSeq and is a predicted model, not a curated record. Bases 1 to 219 code for a protein of 72 amino acids. The transcript has 3 exons. Lineage: Eukaryota; Cryptophyceae; Pyrenomonadales; Geminigeraceae.
AUGACGGGUCUAAUUGACAAGCACCGGGGGGUGGUGGAGACCGUUCCAACAAGUGAUAAGAUGUUCUCUCUCCUCCUCGACGCCAACUCCUACGUCAACACCAUCAACACCUGGGCUGAGCCGCACAACGCUAACGGCGUCACCCCCAACACCGUCAUCGAUUCCAACGACGAGCCCCCCUGCAACAACCAGCAGCGCAUGGUUGCUCGCGGAUACUAA